Messenger RNA from Drosophila serrata, 897 nucleotides. RefSeq lists its product as uncharacterized. Lineage: Eukaryota; Metazoa; Arthropoda; Insecta; Diptera; Drosophilidae. The record is from RefSeq and is a predicted model, not a curated record.
CUCCAGCUGAGAUGAAGUGCCUCCUAAUAGUAUUCGCCUGGCUAUCCAGCCUGUUCUUCUCCAGUGCCCUGGUGCACUUUAAGACUAUGGAAAAGGGCUCAAACGGCUGUAAAAUCAAUGGCAAGGAAGUGGCUGUGGGAGAGUAUUUGCAGGACGCGAAUACUUGUGGUGCAUAUACUUGCCAGAAUAAGGAUGGAGAUACUUUUAUCCACUACUGUCAGAUACCAGCUACCUUUGCGGAAUGUCCUGAAACUGCUGUUGUAACCACAAUUGAUUUUCCACAAUGCUGCUGGACCUGCGCCUCGUGGGGGAAAUGUGGAGGAGGCAGUUCUGCGGGUGGCGGUGGUUCCCUCCAGCAGGUGGUGCCCUCCAGCCGAUGGUGGUGCACCUCCAGCAGACGGUGGUGCUCCUCCAGCAGACGGUGGUGCACCUCCUGCAGAUGGUGCUGCUCCUCCAGCAGAUGGUGGUGCUCCUCCAGCAGGUGGUGGUGCACCUCCAGCAGACGGUGAUGCACCUCCAGCAGACGGUGAUGCACCUCCAGCAGACGGUGAUGCACCUCCAGCAGAAGAUGCUGCUCCUCCAGCAGAAGGCCGAUCAAAACACAAUAAGAACCCCUUCAAAUCCAAAAUCCAUCAAAUUUUCACGCCAUUGUUUAAGAAACCCCAAAAACCCCCAACAAUUGAACACAAAUUAUUGGAAAAUAUCAAAAUCAAAGAGAGUACUCCCAUUGCCAAUUAUCCCACUGUAAAGAUUGAAGGAGUACUCCCAUUACCAAACCCGUGGAAGAACCCAUGAUUAAAAGUCCCAGUGAGAAAGUGGCACAAAUCUCUUUGAAGCCUCCCACAGAGAACAAUCCCCAAUCCCAACCCCAAUCCCAACCCCAACCCCAACCCCAAC